AUGCAAUCAAAUUCAAAAUAUUUUUUACCAAAAAUACUUAUUUUUAUUUUUUAUUUCUUGCCUUUUUUCACUUAUUUAAUUGCCUCACAAUGGGCGGCAACAUCUCAAUUUACUCCCCAACAUUCUUCACAAUUUUCACCUCAACAACAAUUAUUGCUUCAACAACAACAACAAUCUUUGCUAAAUAAUAGACCCUUUCAAUAUCAGCGUCAUCAAAUACGCCCAUCAUUUUACGAUCCGGUACUUAAGGUUAAAUCACAUGUUGGUUAUUUACCUUCAUCUGCUAGUACAGGAACAUUUGUUAGAAUUGGCACAUCAGACCAAUCACUUCCUCUACAGAUUUUAGUUGAAGACAAAGAUUUGCAACCAGGUACUCCCUCUGCUGUAUAUCAAUAUGUUUUAAGUGGAUAUGGAGCUGAACGUUUUGCUGUAGAUCAUCAAGGAAAUCUUUAUUUAGCUGAUGCUACAAAUCUUGGAAUUUUAGAAACUCCAGAAUCAGAUAAGACAGAGAAUACUCCUUUUGUAUUGCAUGUUAUUGCUAAGGAAAUGGAUACAGAACCUAAACGGAAUAGCCUUCCAAUUAGCAUAAUUAUUCAAUUAAUUGAUAAUAAUAAUAAUAAAGAACAAAUGAAACAAAGAAAUUAUUAUUCAGAAGAAACACAUCCUUUAGAAGAAGAAAUUAAACAGUCAAUUUAUAUUGCUAAUGUUUCUGCUUUAGCAAUUGGUGAAAGGGCAAUUGCACAAAUAAAAGCAAGGGAAGAAGGGGAUGGAAAUGUUAUUUAUCGAAUAAUAGACGUAAGUGAUGGGGCAUUCUCUUCAUUUAGAUAUGAUGAGAUUAGCAAUGAAUUACGUGCUGUUGUAAUUGAAGCUAGGGAUUCUGAUGGAUUAGUUGGGCAUGCUGUUGUUUUAGUCCAAGCACUCCCAUCUUUCCCAACUAAUUCUCAAUUAGUUAAUAAUCAGUUGGUCUCUUCCCAACAACAACAAAAUUUAAAUAAAAUACCCACUUCAGAGGAAUUACUUGCUUCUCUCAAUUCUUUGUCUCAAGGAAGACAAAUUCCUGUUGAAGGACAACAACCGUCCUUGCCAUCACAAAAACAUUCUAAUUUGGAGCAAUUUAUUUCUGUUGAUUUAUCAGAAUUAACACCAAUUGGAACAUUUGUAACAGCUUUAGGAGGAGGAAUUACUUCUAAUAAUCAAUUCGAGCAGCCAGAAAGACAAUCUUCAAAAUAUUUUCGUUUAAUUGGAGAUGGGGAUGAAGGAAAAUUUAUUUUAGAACCAGAAAAUGGAAUUUUAUUUACUGGGGCUAAUUUGGAUAGAGAAAAGGAUAAAAUACAUAGAUUAAGAAUUGAGACGAGGUCACGCAUUCCAGUAGAUCAUUUACUUUAUUUAACAAAUGUAAAAGUUAAUGUACUUGAUGCGAAUGAUAAUGCUCCACAUUUUGUAGAUCCCCAACCUUUAAUUGUCCGUACACGUUUAGAUGAGUUAUCUCCAUUUUCCUUUCCACAAACAACAAAUUUACUUCUUGGCCGAAUAAAUGUUGCAGAUGCAGAUGAGGGAGAGAAUGCUCAUAUAAGCCUUAAAGUACUUCCCCCACUUGAUCGAACAUUAAUGGCAAUAGAUCACGGCCAACAACCCUUAGAGGCACGUGCUGUAGUAAGUGUACGUAUUGAUGGACGUGUUGGAUCUAAUGUGCAUGAAACAUUAAUUACUGGAGGCCAAACAAAUAAUAAUAACAAACAUUUACCUCCCCCACAAAUUUCUUCUUCUUCAAUUUCUUCCCAAUCUUCUUCUGCAACAGACAAUGAAAAUAUUAAUUCUCGUCAUUUAUCCAAUUCUAAACAAAUUUCUGACGAAUCUGCAGCUUUGGAAAGAAAUUAUGAAAGACAACUUUUUGGUGUACUUUCACGUGUUGGAAUGGCAAAAGAAAAGAAAAUUGAAGGUAAAAAAAUUAAAAUUAAAAUUUUAUUUAAAAAUAAAAAUAUAUCAAAAAUAAAAUUUCAAAAAAUAUAAAAAUUAAAUAAAAAUUAAUUUCUUUAUUUAUCCUUUUCCCUCCAUUUUUUAUCCUUUUCCUUCCACUUUUUAUUGUUAUUCUAUUACAAUCAUCCCCUUUACAUGAACGACAUUUUGGGGGUAAUUUAGCUUCUGGGUGAAACAUUUUACAAAUAUUUUCUUUACUUUCACAAUCAAAAGGAAAAUUAGCCCCAGUACAUCCACGUUCAGCUAAAAAAAUAAUUUUAAA
Messenger RNA from Meloidogyne enterolobii, 2239 nucleotides. NCBI's taxonomy places the organism in Eukaryota, Metazoa, Nematoda, Chromadorea, Rhabditida, Meloidogynidae. The record is from the annotation of a GenBank genome assembly.